ACAUGUCACUCAUUCAUUUCUUCACAAUAAUCAACAACUACACAAAUUUAUUUCUCCUCCCCCACAGCUAAACCCUUCAUCCUUGAACAAUCCUUUUCUUCAAUUUUCAUGCAAAUUUUCUUUUAUUUACUUUGAUGGAGCAGUUCAGAUCCAAAUCAUACAAGGAUGGUGGAGAAAUGCAGAUGGAAAGUUACAGUGGAGGAGGCACAAGGAACAUGCAAGACCUGAGAUCUUACAGUGCAAGUUCUGCUCAACAAAACCAGCUUGGGAAGGAGAUUAAGGUGAAGAAAAGCAAAAGCUCAAUUGGGUCUUCUUCAAAAAGCUGGAGUUUUACUGAUCCUGAGCUGCAGAGGAAGAAGAGGGUUGUUAGCUACAAGGCUUAUGCAGUCGAAGGCAAGACGAAAGGGUCUUUGAGGAAGAGCUUCAGGUGGAUCAAGGACACCUACACCCAAGUUGUCUACGGUUCUCAGUGAUCCAUGGCCAUGGACAAUCUCUUGUUUUCUCUCUCUUUUCUCUUUUUGUUUUGUUUGAGGUUUGUGCUUUACUGUAUUGGUGAAUGAUGGAGAAGUAAGAUUUAGGGGUAAGUUUUCUCUUGAAUCUGAUAUUCUCAUCAACUAUGGAAUUUG
Messenger RNA from Hibiscus syriacus, 626 nucleotides. RefSeq lists its product as uncharacterized. The transcript has a single exon. NCBI's taxonomy places the organism in Eukaryota, Viridiplantae, Streptophyta, Magnoliopsida, Malvales, Malvaceae. The coding region runs from base 135 to 473 and encodes 112 amino acids. The record is from RefSeq and is a predicted model, not a curated record.